AUGGCCCAAAUAAAUACACAGCUCACACGGCUAUAUUUGCAGCGACUAGUCAGUGCGCUAGUUCCCCCAGAAUGUGACUUGGAAUUCAUACAAGGCCUUGUCAAUGAUAUAAUUCAGAAUCGAGCUCAUCACACAACAAGACCAUUGAAUGAGAUUCUAGACGAAUACAGAGCAAACUUCAACUCUCUGGGCAAACAUGAAAUAUGGCGGGAUUUUCAACGGACUGUUGAUUUGCUCAUCAAUGCCUCACUGCCAGAGUAUGUGGCCGAUUAUUUGUCUUUUGCCAGACAACUUAUGCCCCAAGAGCCGGCUCAACGGGUGUCAGAUGAGAAGGCAGCUAAUUUUACCAGGAAUUCGAGCCCAAUCAUGUCAGAUAGGGUGCGUGGAUUAGAGUCACGAACCAUGGCCGAGGUAUCGCAGCCAUAUGUUCCCGACUUGGAUCCUAAACUCUUUGCAACGCUUCUGUUGGCUUUGACUGGGCAGGAAACCGAGUUCUUAUUGUUUCUGAACGAGCCAAUUGCUGUAACUAUACUGCCGUCUUUGCAUAUAGGCACUGGUUCGACUGCAUUAUUAACAGAUAUCUUAGAAGCGGGUCUUCUAUUCAGGGGUCUUUCCAUUUACAUCGACUCUACAAAAGGCGGCACCAGAUCCCCUAUCAAAGCAGCAUUUAUUCGGUUCAUCGAAUCCUACCUCCUACGAUAUGCAAAUGAGAUCGAUGCUCUCUUUCAGAAACUGCCUGACUCUUUAAUUCAGAUCCUAAACUCGGUUCAGCCUCAUACUAAGUUUCUCAGACUACUUUCAUACCUCAAAAGCAACUAUACUGAGACAAAUGGAUUUCUCUUGCUUUCGAAAGCCUACGAUCUCUCUCAAUUCGGGGAUCCCGAGGUGGCACAAUUCUCUACUCAGCUCUUCCACGAAGUCGUCAAGCCAUAUUAUCAAUACAUAGAGCACUGGGUGAUCAAAGGCGAACUCAUCGACGAGAAUGGUGAAUUCUUUGUGUAUUUUGACAAGGCUGAGAAUCAUGUGAACGACAUUAUUCGCAUAAAUCCCAAGCUACUUCCGAAGUUUUUACAAUUCGAGGAAGCUACCCACGAUAAAAUACUCCAUAUAGGAAAGACUCUCAUUUUUCUUGACAAGUAUUGCAAAGAACUCGCAUAUAUCAACGGUUACGUUUCGAGAUAUUACCACUUCAUUUUCAAAGUUCACGCAGGUAUGGCAACAAUGAAGAAGGCGACGUCUCAAUUAAUGAUUUCUACGCAGUAUGAGGAACUUACUAAUUUUUUUGCAGCAGUCAUACAAUCCAAAAUGCAUCUUUUUCUGCAUCUUUUCAACUUGAAACAGAUUAUGUUUUCCGAAGCAGGAGAUUUCGUCGAUACUAUCAGCCAGCAAGGGCAUUCAAUGUUUAGUGAGCCUGCUGCAUAUCUUACCCCGAGUCGAUUGUCAGAUCUCUUAAUUAAUUCCAUUUCUUCUUCGAGUGUGAAGAAUUUGCCAACACAAUAUCUAGAUCGAAUUGACGCCAGAAUCCUUGAUCUCAGCCACGGCACGAUUGGUUGGGAUGUGUUCACCUUAGAAUACAAGAUAUCCGAGAUUCUGGUUGAUGCUCUUCUCAAUUACCGCAACCAACUAACUGAAUACCUUCGUUUAUUCAACUUUUUAUGGGGACUCAGACACUUCACAUUCCUACUUCAACAGAAUUUCCUUCAGUUCCAACGCUUGAACAAAAGCGAACUCCACACAAUCCGGUCACAAAUCAAAUCUACUCGCGAGCGGCCUAACAAUUUCAUCGGGAUACGGGCAAGAUGGAUCUUAAGUUCAGUCAAAAAAAUCGAUUUGUUCCGUCACAAAAUCUUGAUGGUACUUUACGCAAUAUUGCACUACGUAUCUGAGGACUUGAUAGAAAAGAGCUUUUACGAGGAGAUUGUGAAAAAGAUGUUUCGUCUGCGUUCUGUCGCCGAGAGCACUUCAAAAGGAGGACAGGUCCAAGAUCUACCCAUCCUCAAUCAAGCUUUCAGGAAGUCUUGUCUAGAUUCAAAAAGUCUUUUGGGCUGCGAAGUUUUACCUCGGAUCAUACAUAAUGUGAAUGACUGUACCAUGGAUGAUAUCCUUAGAAGCCAUCGGGAUUAUUUCCGUGCCAUCACGGGAAGCAAGCUCUUGCGUGAGAACAUGCGUGGGAAAUCCAGUGGAGAAUCUUUGGUCGAUCAAGUUUAUGGCUUCCUCGAGGUGUCAUUUUCGUUUGUUCAAGCUUGCGACCAAUUCGAGGCGCAACUCACACAAAUGGUGACACUUCUUAAGAUGGAAUCUCUGGCGAAUGCCGAUGACGAGAUGGAUGAAAACUUCCGGCGGCUAGAAUCACUCAUGCAUAUUAUCUACAGGGAAGUCUACUUCGAAAGAUUCAUCCCAAAGUUGGAUGUAUUUCGCCGGGACCUCCGACAAGAACCAGAUCUUCGGGAACUCAGUAAAUCUUUAUAG
Australozyma saopauloensis is the source of this 2469-nucleotide messenger RNA. It is a transcript of the gene SPC98, whose product is annotated as Spc98p. Lineage: Eukaryota; Fungi; Ascomycota; Pichiomycetes; Serinales; Metschnikowiaceae. The transcript has a single exon. Bases 1 to 2469 code for a protein of 822 amino acids. Gene Ontology annotation, molecular function: gamma-tubulin binding; microtubule minus-end binding. The record is from RefSeq and is a predicted model, not a curated record. Gene Ontology annotation, cellular component: centrosome; equatorial microtubule organizing center; spindle pole. Gene Ontology annotation, biological process: mitotic cell cycle; cytoplasmic microtubule organization; microtubule nucleation.